AUGUGGGGAAACAGAUAUCCUAAGGCACUGCUGGAUAUUAUAGAAUAUGGAAAUUCCUCAGAAAUCCAAAAAAGCUUGCCGAGGGGCGAGCGGGACAGGACGAAGCCGGAGCGGAGGGGGCAGAGGAUUCGCUCCUGGAGCGGCUGCGACCAGGCUGCAAAGAGGCUAGGACGGGCUGGAUCCGUCGCUGAGGCCAACACAGAGCCGCCCAAGCUGAGUAGAGAUGAGCAGCAAGGUCGAGGCGCCCUCUUACAGGACAUAUGCAAAGGGACCAAGCUGAAGAAGGUGACCAACAUUAAUGACCGGAGUGCUCCCAUCCUGGAGAAGCCCAAAGGGAGCAGUGGGGGUUAUGGCUGUGGAGCAGCUGCCUUGCAGCCCAAAGGAGGACUUUUCCAAGGAGGAGUGCCCAAGCUCAGACCUGUGGGAGCCAAGGAUGCUUCAGAGAAUCCAGCUGGUAAGCCAGCUCUACAAGUCCCCAGUUCUCGAGCUGCCGCCCCCAGGCCUCCAGUGUCUACAGCCAGCGGGCGUCCUCAGGAUGAUACAGACAGCAGUCGAGCCUCACUCCCAGAACUGCCGCGGAUGCAGAGACCCUCUUUGCCAGACCUCUCUCGGCCUAAUACCACCAGCAGUACUGGCAUGAAGCACAGCUCCUCUGCCCCGCCUCCGCCCCCCCCAGGGCGGCGUGCCAAUGCACCCACUACACCUCUGCCUAUGCACAGCAACAAAGCCCCAGCCUACAACAGAGAGAAACCCUUGCCGCCAACACCUGGACAGAGGCUUCAUCCUGGCCGAGAAGGACCUCCUGCUCCUCCCCCAGUCAAACCACCUCCUUCCCCUGUGAAUAUCAGAACGGGACCAAGUAGCCAGUCUCUGGCUCCUCCUCCACCGCCUUACCGCCAGCCUCCUGGGGUCCCCAAUGGACCCUCCAGUCCCACUAAUGAGUCAGCCCCUGAGCUUCCACAGAGACACAAUUCUUUGCAUAGGAAGACACCAGGGCCUGUCAGAGGCCUGGCACCUCCUCCACCCACCUCAGCCUCCCCCUCUUUACUGAGUAAUAGGCCACCUCCCCCAGCGCGAGACCCUCCCAGUCGGGCAGCAGCUCCUCCACCCCCACCAUCCAUGAUCCGAAAUGGUGCCAGGGAUGCUCCGCCUCCCCUCCCACCAUACCGAAUGCAUGGGUCAGAACCCCUGAGCCGAGGAAAGCCCCCACCUCCGCCUUCAAGGACACCAGCUGGGCCACCCCCUCCUCCACCACCUCUAAGGAAUGGCCACAGAGAUUCCAUCACCACUGUCUGGUCUUUCUUGGAUGAUUUUGAAUCAAAGUAUUCCUUCCAUCCAGUAGAGGAUUUUCCUGCUCCAGAAGGAUAUAAACACUUUCAGAGAAUAUACCCCAGCAAAACAAAUCGAGCUGCCCGUGGAGCCCCACCUCUGCCACCCAUUCUCAGGUGAAGCCUGGCUUGCUCCUGUUCUCAGGAAAAGGAUGGACCCUCUUUACUUCUCAGAUGGUCCCUUCCAUUCCCCUGAAUCCUGCAUGAGAGCUCCUAACUUGUUUCUCCAGUGCAACCAACCCCUAGACUCGAAGCGUCCUCCCAGCUCACCUCCAUCUAUGCAUCUCGUCUCUGGAUUUGGCGAUCGGACUCUUUGUAUUGCAGUAGGGUCUCAAACCCUGCAUCCGUCCUCUAGUAAGCCUUGCUAGCCAAAUGAGGAAGAAGUUUCUGUGUCUCCUGCUCUCCUCCUGGGGAAAGGUGCCUUGCUAUGAUAAGUUAACUUGUUGGGGCAGGGUGAGGAAUGAUAGCCCUACCUCCUCCUCCCAACUGUGGGGGAGCUUCGCAGGUGUACAAUAUUUCAUCAUUUAGGAGGCUGGCAUGGCAAGGACUUCUGGGGAAGAGGGACAUUAUUAGUGAAACAGGAAAGGAGUUUUCAGAGAAGUGAUCUGUUUUAAAGGUCAGGUUUGGAGAAUGGACAAGGAAAUGGGUUUGCUUUAUUUUUAGGGGUAUUUUGUUUUUUUUUCUCACUUUUCCUCCCCACUGCCCAGGGAUAAGUUGGAUAUAAAGACUAAAUACUAAUCAGUUAAACUAAACAUUCAAUAAAAAGAAAGGGUAAAGUAAACUGAGGAUCAUUUUAGAGCUAGUCGGUUCCUCUGCAGCAAAGGGACCAGGAGCCAUUUGAGCCUUCUGAGACUCUCUGCUCCAUUCCUCAGGGUGCUAGACUGAGGCAUAUUCGUUCUCCCUUCUGCCACCCAUUCCCUCAAGAAAAAAAAUCACUUCUAGUUGGGAAAGUCAUUCAUUAACAAAUUCCAAAAACCUCUGUUGAGAGAUCGAAAGAUAAGGCCUGAGCCUGAACCUUGGCCUUAACCUCAACUGUGAGUCUUGUCUCAGUUGUUUCUGACUGUCCAUAAAGUGGUCAGUGGGCCUUGGAGUCCUUUAGCUCCUGGAGGCUGCCUGCAGAUGACAGAAAAGGUAAGAGUGAAGCACUUCAUGGAAGGGACAGACAGGGGAGAGGGGACUACAGAGGAUUUUAUGGUCUGCUCAUACUGAAACUCAGAGCCUGUCUGACUGAGCAGGCUCUUCCUGUUCCUUUCUCUACCACCCUUGCCUUCCCAAGGCAGUAGGGGUUAACACAGCAGGGUAGAGAAGGGUAAGGAAGUGAGUAGAAGCUUACAGGGAUAUUCAAAGAUUCCUCUAUGCCAAGAAACACAUCAGUGAGGUGUGCCUCAGUUCAGUAGGUCUUCCUGGCAGCCAACACCUGGACAGAGGCUUCAUCCUGGCCGAGAAGGACCUCCUGCUCCUCCCCCAGUCAAACCACCUCCUUCCCCUGUGAAUAUCAGAACGGGACCAAGUAGCCAGUCUCUGGCUCCUCCUCCACCGCCUUACCGCCAGCCUCCUGGGGUCCCCAAUGGACCCUCCAGUCCCACUAAUGAGUCAGCCCCUGAGCUUCCACAGAGACACAAUUCUUUGCAUAGGAAGACACCAGGGCCUGUCAGAGGCCUGGCACCUCCUCCACCCACCUCAGCCUCCCCCUCUUUACUGAGUAAUAGGCCACCUCCCCCAGCGCGAGACCCUCCCAGUCGGGGAGCAGCUCCUCCACCCCCACCACCCAUGAUCCGAAAUGGUGCCAGGGAUGCUCCGCCUCCCCCCCACCUUUUUUCUUUUUUGUCUUCCAGGUGCUGCUUUAUUAAAAAGCACAGAGAAAGUGGAGGUUCUAACUGAGGUUGGACAGUGAGACAGGGACUUUGUUUUCUGCAACAGCAGGCUGGGGUUCCUGGACUGCACACAUAAGAUGCCACCUGCAGAGGCUGCUCAGAGCUUGCCAUGAGAGCCAGCAGACCAUGGCUAUUUAAAAAGGAUGGGGAAAAUUAGUUUAAAAUUUCACCAGACACAUCAUAGGCAUAAAUUGCCUUGGGGACCUUUCUGAUCUGUUGGAUCACAGGCUAAGGAUUGUCUCAGAUGAAACCCAAGUUUUCCUAGUACUAGUGAGGGGCCCAACUUGGUUUAUUUGUGUGGGGUCUGCUAUCCUUAGCCAUCCCUUGGACCGCAUUGAUUCUGGCACCAACAAUGAUUAGGUCUGUCACCAAACAUUUUCUAAUCGUUCUUUUCAUAUCCAUUAGCAGUUACCUCUCAGAAGUAUCCCCAGCAUUCCUGAAGUGAAUAGAGCUGAGAGGGGGGAUGCUGGUGGAGGGAAAAGUAGAGAGUUCCAGGGCUGACGCUCAGCAGAGUUCCAGGGUACAUGCUGACACGUUACUGAACUUUGACUGUGAAGUCUUCCCAUUUAUUUUUGAAAUGGGAGUUGAUGCCUUUUGUACAAUGUUAUCAAAGUGUCUUUUUCUUUAUUUCAAACAUGGAGUGUCAAAAUAAGUAUCACAAGUAAGGCCAAACCCCAGCUGUUCUUUGGGGCUGCUACCUUCCUCCCCAUGACCUGCUGCCCCUCACACUCCCAGCAGUUGGACUGUCACCUGGGUGUUGAUUGUAUUUCACUCUAGGCCUCAUGAGAAAAGGCCUAUGUCUAGAUCCUGUCCAUGGGUUUUCUGUUUCAGAGCAUGUUUGAUGACAGCAUCUGUUUAAAUGUCUUUGCCUUAUACAUUAUUUGGUCCACUGUUAAUAAUAGAUGCAUUAUCAUGUAUAUUUACAAAAAA
Messenger RNA from Oryctolagus cuniculus (rabbit), 4132 nucleotides. The record is from RefSeq and is a predicted model, not a curated record. Lineage: Eukaryota; Metazoa; Chordata; Mammalia; Lagomorpha; Leporidae.